Molecule: messenger RNA, 4430 nt
Organism: Rattus norvegicus (Norway rat)
Lineage: Eukaryota; Metazoa; Chordata; Mammalia; Rodentia; Muridae
Gene: Rad52
Product: RAD52 DNA repair protein
Biological process (GO): DNA recombination; DNA repair; DNA double-strand break processing involved in repair via single-strand annealing
Cellular component (GO): protein-DNA complex; protein-containing complex; nucleus
Molecular function (GO): DNA binding; single-stranded DNA binding; identical protein binding
Source: RefSeq, a predicted model, not a curated record
GGCUCCUCUUCUGUUAUUCUUUGGGCUCAGACCUUCUUCCCAGCGUUCCCUGAGCUUGCGCCUCGAUCUCUUCUGCGAGGCCCUCUCCAGCCUCCCAGCACCCAGGACCGAGCUCCUGCGUGCACCGCGUUCCGAGAGUCAAUAUGGCUGGGGCUGAAGAAGCGGUCCAUGGAGGCUGUGACUGCCGUCCUCCGUUUGUUGGUGGGAAGUCUGUGCUUCUCUUUGGACAGAGCCAAUACACAGCAGAUGAAUACCAGGCCAUCCAGAAAGCCCUGAGGCAGAGGCUGGGGCCAGAGUACAUUAGCAGCCGCAUGGCGGGAGGAGGUCAGAAGGUGUGUUAUAUUGAAGGUCACCGGGUAAUUAAUCUGGCCAAUGAGAUGUUUGGUUACAAUGGCUGGGCACACUCCGUCACCCAGCAGAAUGUGGAUUUUGUUGACCUCAACAAUGGCAAGUUCUACGUGGGAGUCUGUGCAUUUGUAAGGGUGCAGUUAAAGGAUGGUUCCUACCAUGAGGAUGUGGGCUAUGGAGUUAGUGAGGGCCUCAGAUCGAAGGCUUUGUCACUGGAGAAGGCCAGGAAGGAGGCUGUGACUGACGGGCUGAAACGGGCACUCAGGAGUUUUGGGAAUGCACUUGGAAACUGCAUUCUGGAUAAAGACUAUCUGAAGUCGCUGAAUAGGCUGCCUCGGCAGCUCCCACUUGAAGUGGAUUUAACUACAACAAAGAGAGAAGAUUUUGAACCAUCUGUAGAACAGGCAAGAUAUAACAGCUGCCGACAGGAUAAAGCAUCGGGGCUCCCCAAACCACAGGAAGCAGCUUCUCCUUGCAGACCAAGCCACCCACAUGAUUCGAACAUUAAGCUACAGGGGGCUAAGGACAGCAGCAGCAGCUCCUGCAGUCUGGCCACCACCUCAGAGAGUGAUGCCACUCACCAGAGGAAGCUCCGGAAGCUCCGGCAGAAGCAGUUACAGCAGCAGUUCCGGGAACAGAUGGAGGCUCACCGGCUUAGCCACGCACCUGCCGAAGAGGUGGAAGCCAAGCGUGAGGCAGCACUUCCAGCCCCUCCAAAACACAGCACCCCCGUACCUGCAGCCUCGGCAUGCCUCAGGGAGAAAGCCGUCCUUCCAGAUAACCUAGAAGAGAACCUUGAAAUGUGGGACCUUACUCCAGACUUAGAGGACAUCAUUAAGCCCUUGUGUAGAACAGAACCACCCCAAACCUCUGUCACCCGAACCCUCAACAACCAGGCGGUGAUCCAGGACAGUGUCCCACAUAUCCAUUGCCACCAGAAAGUACAAGAAAAACCUGGACCUGGGCACCUGCAGACCUGCAGCACUAAUCAGCAUGUCCUAGGUAGCAGAGGUUCGUGGAAGAGCAGAGAUUCUGGGUUUAAUUCUAUCAAAUGGAAAGGAAAGAAAACUCUGAAUCUCAUAGGAAGAGCCAGGACCUGAAGAAAAGGAAACUAGAUCCAUCCUGAAGCUCAAUAAGUUACUAGAUUCUGCCACAAAAGGACUUUGGAAAAUGCAGUUUGGUCACCAAAUUAUUCCCAUCUUGGUUCAUGCUGAACUCUUUAGAGCCUACUGUAGAGGAAGCUGACUACAAGAGGUUGUUGUACCCUGUGAUGGGAAAGAGGCCAACAGAUGCUUUAACUUUUUUCAGUAUUGCUUACUCCUAAGCCAAUGCAUUGAGAUUCUAGGAAGGCUGCCUUCCGUUUUAACGAUGUAGCUCACCAAACCCAGUUUCAUUGCCACCUACAUUAAAUCACGUGUGACCUUGCCUUUCCUUUGGCUUCAGGUUUUUAAUGUUUUCCACUGGGUGCUAUCAACAAGGUCACGGUUAGUUCAGGACUAUGCAUGGAUCCACAGAGUAGCCUCCCUUUAUCUAGAGAUGUGCCAACACUUAAAUGGGGCACUUAAGACUUCCGUCCUCUCCAUGGCAUUUCUUUUAGUGUUUUUGUUUUUUGUGUAGUCCUGGCCGUCCUGGGUCUUGCACCUGCCCCCUCCCUCCCUCCCUUCAGAGUGCUGGGAUUAAAGGAGUGGCUCCUGUCAGUGCUGUGUUUUGAGCUAGUAAUGUUUGAACGCUAAUACUGGAAGAAUUGGUGUGACUUAUAACUGAGAUUACUGGUCGUUAGACUUCUUGCAUGGCUGUAUUUGGCAAAGGCGUAAUUCACAUCCAGGGUAAGAUUCAUGAACAACGCACAAUUUUAAAGAAUUGUUUUCUCUGGCUGAAACCUGAAUGAAAAACCAUGGGUUGUCGGGGAGCUACUGCAUAACUUCUCAUUUAAAGGAAGGAAUCAUAGUGCAUAAGGUUGCUGGGACUUGAACUCAGACAUUUCAAGAGCAGUCAGUGCUCUUAACUGUUGAACCCCAGGAAUAGGUUUUUUUUUUCUUUUUUUUCGGAGCUGGGGACCGAACCCAGGGCCUUGCGCUUCCUAGGCAAGUGCUCUACCACUGAGCUAAAUCCCCAACCCCCAGGAAUAGGUGUUUUAAAGAAGUAACUACUCUCUUGACUAUGUCAUACCCAGAAGUUCCCAUGAUUCUUUUCAAAGGAAUAAGGAACUUCCAAGUCUACGUAGCUGCAUUUAGGGUUAUGCUAUGCCUAAAACAGGAGGAAAUUGGUGCUCUCUUCACACCAUGUGGGUCCUUGUGGUCAAGCACAGGCUUUGUGGGAAGUACCUUUAGCCCCUGUUCUCAAUCUCGAAGCAGGAACAAGAUUUAUUUGUGGGAAACUGAGUCAAAUGCUUACAGAACUGUUGACUGACAGCCGUUUGCCAUAAUUUCCCUGCCUCCUAACAGCUGCUUUGCCUUUUUUUUCCUGAGGGGAAAGUACCACUUUCAUCCUUGCAACUGCUACUAAAGGUUCCCAGAAACAAUAAAUCCAGCUAUAAACUGACACAUCUGUGUGUUGGUAGUCUGGCAGGUUGGAAAAGGAGAGACUCACCUCAUAAUUCAUGUGUCCUUUGCUGCCUCUCCUGCCUGAAAAAGUUUUUUUGUUGGUUUGUUAGAAAGGACACCCCAGAGUUCAACAAAAGCAAGUUUGGUUUAUUUGAAUGGUUUCAUUAAAUAAGUUCUACAAAGGUAACAAACUGAAGCACGAAGCGCAAUCUUACAAGAAGCGCAACACCCGGAGUUAGUGCAAAAUGUACAGUUAACGGCUGCUGAGAAACCCCAAGGUUUGAAUUCAGUUUUAAACAGUGUACAUUGUUAAAUAACGUAAGGAAAACAUUUAUAAUUCGGAAAGUUCUUUUUAAAUGUGGAAAAAGAUACUCAAAGUGUACUAUUAACACAAAAAUAAUUUAAACAGUUCAGUAGCUCUAGCUCUUGUCUCUAGGCUUCAGUUAUUUCAUCCACAGGAGGGGAAAUCAACAGUAAGUAAACCUUUGUGAAGGGGGCACAGACCUCAAAACCAAACACCACAGGCUGCAUUUGGCUCCCUCUACUGCUGGUACAAAACACUCAAUCAUCCAAAACCCGCUUCACUCCCACAGUACCUCUCACCCUCUCCCAAAAGGAAUAAAUGAGUGAACACUUUAGUAGCAGGACCUCAAACAAAAACCCUGCUCAUUACACUUCCCUCUCCUAAAACUUUCAGCUCUCACUUGUACCUUUGGGCCUCGACCAACUUAGAAAGAACAGGACUGACUCUUAAAGGAAGCAGCCAGGCUCUUGCUAGUGUGGCAACUCCCGGGAUGUGUCAUGAAGUUGGAAAUGUGUCAGUUCCCAACUCAAGGUGAAGCACCCAAGAAAUGACGGAGAUCUACUUUUCUCCACUUUUCUAGAAUAUUCAGAUCCCAAACAGCCAAUUAGGUCCCUACUGCCAGAAAGUUAGAUAAUACUGGUUGGUUCUGUUAUUUCGGGACAUGAGUAUGAAAACGUGAGAGUAUUAUUUCUAAUACAGAAGUAUAGGCAGCACAAUAGAUUCUGACUGUGCAGCCAUUUGGACAUGGCAGAAGGGGUAGGAAAGGAAAUAAGCAUUGUUAGAAAGUCAGAAGUGGGUUGAAUUCCCACAGUACAGUACUUAAAGCAGAGAAAUGGGUGGUACAUGUGUAAUAAGAGGUGGGGGCAACCAAGCAGGUUUCCUUAGAGCAAUAUUUCCAUCUGUGACUUGGCACUGCCAUCCUCCCCAACGUAAAAUCUAGCCCACCCCCUCUCACUUUACUUUCCUCUAGGUCUUGUUUGUUCAGUGGCCAGGCAUCACUUCGAACAAGCUUGUCCCCCACAUCCAGUCCCUGUCCUUCACACGGCUCACAACUCUCCUCAUUCUUUCUGAAACAGAACUUUAUUUCCCACCACUGAUGCCAACCUCUCACUGUGUUCAUCUCACACCUGCUCUAGGCAAAACUGUUGAACGACUAAAAAAAAAAAAAAAAAGAAAGAAAGAAAGAAAAAAGAAAAAAAAAAAAAGGAAAAAGAAAAACAAAACAAAAAAAUAAA